Molecule: messenger RNA, 1081 nt
Organism: Trichobilharzia regenti
Lineage: Eukaryota; Metazoa; Platyhelminthes; Trematoda; Strigeidida; Schistosomatidae
Source: the annotation of a GenBank genome assembly
GUACACUCAAGGUCGAAAUAUAAGUAAAUGACCUUGGUUGGGUCACUGCAAUUUUGACCUUCAUUUUGAAGAUGACGUUGUACUCGAUUAUUCUACCUACGUAUAAUGAGAGGGAAAACCUGCCAAUCAUCAUGUGGAUCAUUGAUAAAGUCAUGAACGAGAACAAUCUUUCCUAUGAAGUGAUAAUUGUAGACGACAACAGUCCGGAUGGAACAGGUGAAGUGGCUAAGAAGCUUCAGUCUAUCUUCGGAGAAAAUAAAAUAAAUUUAAAACCAAGGAGUGGAAAAUUGGGACUUGGCUCAGCUUACUUGCAUGGUCUAAAGUUUGCAAAAGGUGAUUUUAUUGUAAUCAUGGACGCUGAUUUAUCUCAUCAUCCAAAGUUUAUUCCUGAAUUCAUCAAAUUACAGAAGCAGCAUGACUAUGAUAUUGUUACUGGUACUCGAUAUUCAUGCAACGGAGGUGUAAGUGGUUGGGAUCUUAGGCGUAAGCUGAUCAGUCGCACAGCGAAUUAUAUAGCUCAAGUGCUCCUUCGGCCAAAAGCAUCUGAUUUGACGGGAAGUUUCAGAUUAUACAAAAAAGAAGUACUGAAAGACUUAGUGUCACAGUGUACUUCACGUGGAUAUGUCUUUCAAAUGGAAAUGAUAGUGUUAGCUUCUUCUCUGGGCUACAAAAUUGGUGAGGUUGGUAUAACAUUUGUAGAUAGAUUCUAUGGAGAAUCAAAGCUUGGAGGAACAGAAAUUGUCCAAUACUUGAUGGGUUUAUUGCAUCUCUUUUGUACUUGUUAAUUUUUUAUUUGUGAUUUUCUAAUAGAUACUUGACUUCCUACCUGUUUUUUAUUAGUUGUACUUUAUCAGUCGAAGCAUUCUUGCCAUUCUAUGAUUUGUGAGUAGAAAAUAGCAGCACUUCAAGCUUCGAUCGAUAGCCGGCUGUCACUUUUACACCAGAGAUGAUGUAGGUUGGUGAGUACCAAACCAGCUUUUGUAUCCGUGCUUGGAUUUCCUCAGUAAUCAGUUCACUAGGGCUGAAGCAACUUCCCAAAUAAGUGAAGUCUACUCCCUGUCUGUAAACUAGGAGUCGAUGU